AUGUCCGACACAUCCUUUCUCCUAAGCCGUGAGGUGGAACGGUUGGUAAACGCGCCUUAUGCGCCUUCGCUCCAGGAUCUAUAUGGCUUGACGCAGCAGGCUUCGUCGAACGCUGUCAUUUCUUGGGUAUUCCAAAAGCCUUGCCAGGUCGGACCUCUCGUCGAUGUCCUUGUUGAUGGCCUUUCACGCUCCCGUUCAGCCUUGCCCCUGAUUACGGUAUUUGCCCAGGCGCAGGAGUUUCGGGAUAGCCUGCUCCAGCGAUAUCCAUAUCUUCUUGACCAGUUCCUCCGGCAGGCCGUCGAAGGUAAUGAAGCGGAUUGCCUUUCGGUAUGCCUUUCACUCCUCUCCUCUCCUUUACCCAACGACACCAUAACGCCUGCCAAUCUUGCGGUCUUUGUUAUGCAAAUCAUUGAGAGGAUGAGGGUGAAACCGUGCGUGGAGACUAUUCGGCCACUAUAUCUUAUCUCCAGCUGUCUUCAAGCUGCCGGAACAUUCUCUGAACUUCCGCAUGAAGUAAUGUCAUGUUUCCAGACGGAGCUUACUAACACGCUUCGGAACGUGGAGGACCACAUGGGCAACUUGCUAUGCCUAGCAACGUUUGCCAGACUCGUAAUUUCUCAAAGCGGUUGCAGCCAAGCGGAAGGUACUGUUAACAACCAGCCAUGGUUGCAGAGCAUGAAACACUUUUUCGGCCCCAAGCGAGGCCUAAAAACUCUAGACCUUGUUGUCCUGCGGGUUAUCCUCGCAUGCUCUUCUAGCUGCGGGAAUCUCACAACUGAGGAGUCAGCAGAGAGUAUACGCCUGGCGAUCAGCAUCUGCGAAAGUGUUGACAAGAAACAGCGGGAGCGCUGGAUCGAAGGUAACUCAGUGAAAGUCGCUAAGCUUAGGGAGAAGAUUACUCGCAAUGGUAUCGACCACAGUGUACGGGUGCUGGGGAUAUCCUUUCUUAUCGCUCUCGUUCCUGCUACAUCGCUACCUCCUGACCUGGCAAGACUUUCAUUGGAAUGGAUGGUGUCAGAGGAUGCUUCGGCCGUUCUAGAGAUUCUUCCUGCUCAAGUCAUACCUCUAUUAGUGGGGGCGCAUGCUGCCCACUUAGGACAGUCUGCAUUAGACAAGGUGCUACCAUUUGUCAUAUCUUCAGUGUCUACGAGUCCGACCAAUAUUUUGAGCUUGGCCAAGCUACGAAUAUCAAAAUUAAUGCUUCAGGGCCUGCGCACUUCAAACUUGCAAUCUACGGUUAAAGUGUCUGAGCAGUAUUGUAACGCCGUGAACAACCUGAUGGAGAGCUUCCCAAGACAGCCGUCCGAUUCAGAAUGUGGUGGGGCUAUUAUCUGUUACCGUUCAGCCAUGAGGCUGGAGAACGAUCUGCUGUCCGAUUUACUUGCCUUUUGGGCGGAAGCAGCUCUCCCACGGAGCAUGGGAGAGUGGGAAUGCUCAUCUGCAACUGCUCCGCUGACCAGCUUCUUGAACAGAAGCAAGCUGUUGUUGUCGGAGCCCGAAUGCAUAUCGUCAAAGAACAAACCUCUAGAAUCGCGGACUGCAAUUUCAUAUCUAAAAAUGCACCAAACAACUGACCCUCCGAGAAACGAUUGGAGAAAUGGAAUGAGGGAGAUCAUGAUUGCAAACUCCCGAGUGUUAAGUGACAGUAUCAUGCAAAAAGUCGAGGAUAUUUGCUAUGAUAUGGAGCAGCGCUGUGGCAGCAUUGAGGCUCCCCUUCGCGUUGCCGAAGAAGAACGCACAAAGUACUACCUGGAGGCGGAACAAUUGAAGGAGCAAAAUUGCGGACUUGAGUCUCAGCUACAUCAAGCGACGAGCACAAUUGCAGAGCUUCAAGAGGAGAUAUCUCGUUUGUCAGGGCAGGCUAAUUCGGCCACUGGCCGCGCCGACGAGCUGGCUGCAAGUUUAGCUCAAGCACGACAUGAGCUUGAAGAGCUACAGCAUACAUCGCAGAAAAUUCUAUCGACUGAGAGGGAAUCGUUCAGGUCGAGGGAGCUUGACAUCAUUGCGUCCUUGACGGAAAGAGAAGAGCGUCUGGAUGAACUCCGGGAAGAGAUCAAAUGCCGAACUGGAGUAACUGACGAUUUGACGGAAAAGCUGGCAACUGCUUCGCAUGACAAGGUUGCUCUGACCGAGGAAAUCGCCGCGUUGAAGAAUGAGGUAUCAACUUUACUAAAGGAACUAGAAGAGAACAGGAUAUCUAUCACGCAAAAAGAUGAUACAGUCGAACAGUUGAAAACUGAGCAAAAGAGCGCAGACGAGCUGACAAAAGAUCUGCAGAAUAAGUUGCUUGAAGAAGCUUCCAAGGCCGAAAGACUUGGUGCUGCUCUCCGUGACAUCACUGAAAGGUCUAAUUUAGAUUUGGAAGAGCUACGACGGCAAUCCGAGGCUGAGGCUUCGAGGAUGGCUGAAGAGGCUGCGGAGCGAAGGUCAGAGAUUGAGUCUCUGCAAAGCAUAAUACAUAAAUCGAGGUCUGAUGCCAUGAGAGAGCUACAAACAAAGGAGAAGCGUAUCCAGCACCUGGAGAGAAAAGUACAACAUCUACGAGAGGAGCGAGCCGCCAAAGCACGCGAGUUUUCGGAAGCGCAGCAGCACAUCAGCCGGCUAAUGGGUGUUAUGGGCUUCAAGCCUCCUGCGCCUACAGAGCAUCGAGUCUCGAGCAAACAGCGUUCGCGGCCUUCGUCUGAGCAACCUCAGGCCGCCACAACACAAACACAAACGGAAUCAGGGGCCAUGACCUUCGAAAGCCACGAGGAGGACCCCCUAGCUACGUCUAUCGAAUUUGCUACGCCUCGACCAGGUGGUCGUAGCCCCAAAAGGCCUCGCAAUAACGCCUUCCCUUCCGCUCAGCCGUCGCCUCCACGGUCCCAGGAGAGCAUCAAGAACCCUCGAGAGUCAGUCUUUCGAAGCAGUCGUAAGAGGCUUCAGGAACGAAAGCCUCUUGGAGAGACCGACCAGAACAGCCAAAAUUCGCAGGGCACUGAGCUACUGUCAUGUAGCCGACGAGAGAGUUUCCAGGACAGCCAACUCAAUCGCCCGGACCAAAAUCAUCUCGACGACAUAGACUUAGAUCUGGACCUAGAGUUCUCGAAGGACUUUGUUUUUACCAGCACGUCCAUGUCCGAACUUAACGGACAUGCGCGCACAUAA
Molecule: messenger RNA, 3147 nt
Organism: Aspergillus mulundensis
Lineage: Eukaryota; Fungi; Ascomycota; Eurotiomycetes; Eurotiales; Aspergillaceae
Exons: 9
Coding region: 1-3147 (1048 amino acids)
Source: RefSeq, a predicted model, not a curated record